ACCCGAUUAUCCGCGUCCAGAAUUCGUAUCCAAGCUUACUGUUAAUACGCUGCGUUUCCCUUCCAUCUGAAUUCUCAAGCAAGGAAUGUCGGCGGGGCUCAUCAGAGCCAAAGUUGUCGUUUCCGACAACUAAAGUGUUCCAUUUCAUGCUUCUCUUUCUACAUUAGAUUUCUCUCUCUCUAUGAGCAAAACGCCAAUGAGGCCGCACAAGCAGGUAUCCUCCGUGAACAAUAGUUUCCGGCGACCCACGAUUCUUUAUCUGGUGUGUGCCGCUGCAUUAUUUUCCCUCCUCCUCUUUUCCAUCCAAUCCUCUUUCUUCGCAGGCUCCUUCAAUUCAGAUCGAGACUCCGAAACAAUUCGUGCUUUGUCUAACUUUCAGUCCAGUGUUAAGCAAUGCGUGGAUCACAGGGGGCUUGGACUCACUGCACAUAUAAUUGACCACUGCAAAUUGGUCCUGAAAUACCCCGAAGGUACCAACAGCACUUGGUACAAUGCGCAAUUUAAACAAUUUGAGCCUUUGGAGUACAACUAUGACGUCUGUGAGGCAAUUCUAUUGUGGGAACAGUAUCGUAACAUGACUACGGUGUUGACCAGAGAGUAUCUUGAUGCUCGCCCUGGUGGUUGGGAAGAUUAUGCUCCACAAAGGAUAGCGCAAUUGGGGACAAAGAAGUGCUAUAAUAAGACUCUUUGUGAAGAGAACCUCAAUAUAUUAUUACCUGCAAAGCCCCCCUUUCAUCCACGGCAGUUUCGUACUUGUGCUGUUGUUGGAAACUCAGGAGAUCUUCUGAAGACAGAAUUUGGGAAAGAAAUUGAUAGUCAUGAUGCUGUUUUUCGAGACAAUGAGGCCCCUGUUAAUCAGAAAUAUGCCAAGUACGUUGGUCUUAAGAGGGAUUUCCGUCUAGUUGUAAGAGGUGCUGCUCGUAACAUGGUCCCUAUUCUAAAUGGGUCUGAUGAUGAGGUUCUAAUUAUCAAAAGUCUGACGCACAGAGAUAUCAAUGCAAUGAUAAAAACUAUACCCAAUCCAGUCUAUCUCUUCCAAGGAAUUGUACUACGUCGAGGUGCCAAAGGAACUGGAAUGAAAUCUAUUGAGUUGGCGCUCUCCAUGUGUGAUAUUAUUGAUAUAUAUGGUUUCACUGUUGAUCCAGGAUACACUGAAUGGACAAGAUACUUCUCUGCUCCAAGGAAGGGACACAAUCCACUUCAAGGAAGAGCAUACUACCAACUUCUAGAAUGUCUUGGGGUACUCAGGAUUCACUCCCCCAUGAGAUCUAAGAGGAGGCAAGACUGGUCGGAUAUACCAAGUAGAGAAAUGAUAAGCCAAGCACAUGCUGCAACUUUGCGCUUGAGAAGGGGUCAAGCUGGUCAGGACAGUGAUUUAGGUCCUUUUGGCAGUUGUAAGGUGUGGGGCAAUGUGGAUCCAGACAAAAGUGGGCCUAUCUCAGGAUCACCAGACAUGAGUGAUGUCAGGAAAUAUUCAAAUUACAGUAAAUGGGAAGUCAUGCCUUUUGAGAGUUUAAGGAAAGAAGCAAAGGAUUAUUAUAACCAGAUGCAAGGGGUCUCUCUGUAUAAAAUGGAUGGCAAUAAGUUGGAUGAUCUAGUCUGUGUCAAACAUUCCUUAAAUUCUGAGGUGUAAACAGUGUCUUUGAUGCCUAUUGUUAUUAUCUGAUAAUGCCCCACUGUCUUCGAAAUUGGAACUGGGAUGAAGUUACUUUUUGGGGGCUGCUGACAUAUAGCUCCUCAGCAGUUGUUCUGUAUCUUCACUUAUUGCAGAUAUCAGAGCAUAGCAUGAUUCUCAACUCCAAGGGAAAAUGAGGGAGUCAAAUAUGCAAAAUUUCAUUGAGCUGGAAGAAUAAUAUUUCGAGGUGAUACAUGAUAGGGCUCUAAAAGUAACAACAAUAUAGGAAUUCUGACCGCAGAAAUUUGUUGUGCCUCUUUCUUCAGGUUUGUAAUGGACAGUGAUUAAUCCAUAGUAUGAUAGACGUCUGUCUUUUAUAGUGUAUUAAUCGGUUGAAGAAGUAUCUGCAGAUUUUUAUUUUUUUUCUGUGAUGUGAUGAUAACGAAAGAAAGUGAUGGUCAACUGUUUUGGGUCCGAGUUUUGAUUUUCAUUGGUAUUUAUUUUGUAGCUAUGUAUUUUUUUUUUAUCCCUUUAUUUAUGUUUUUCUCUUUUGUUUCUCCUGCUUCUGCCUCCUAACUGGGGUUUCUUCGCACUGUUUGACUUAUUUUGCUGAAUUAACUUUUUCACUCGUCUACUAAAAUGCUCAUUUUGGUUAAUGAUUGAGCAGCAUAAAGAUUGAAAGGCCAUGUAAAUAUUUACUUGUUUCCGUGCAGCAUGUUCGAUGGGAGAAAUUAUUGAGUGGUUGAAGACCACCAUGUUUUGAUGGUCUCGAUCAUCAUGCACACGUGACCAGGUUUUUUAAUUAACAAGAAUAAAUAUUAAAAUUUUGCCAUAACUUGCAAAAUUUUCUACUAAUUUCUCGUUGGAUGGAUACUAUUUAGGGUUUUGUUAAUCUUAGCUCCAAGAGUUGAGAAUUGAAGCUGAGAAUAAACAGUUAAUAAUAAUAAAAUUUUAUUAAAAAAAUAUUUAUUAUAUUUUUAUAAUUUUUUUUAUUUGUAGAUAUUUAAAUUCAGUUUUAAUGAUUGAAGAUGAUAAAAUUCUAUUUCGUAAGAUCAUCUUACUAAUUGAAACUUGUGUCAUUUUUAAAAAGAACCUUUUAGAUUGCAUUUUUUCUUAACAACUUGCACCAAAGUAAUUUGGACACUUCCACACCAUUGAUUUUCACAAUGAAAAUCAAUCAAGCACAUACUCCAAUUCCAAAGUUUUAUUAUAAUUGGAAAAUUAUUUCAUUUGAAAAUUUACAGCUUAUUAAGAUAUCCAUCAACAAAUUCAACUUUGACAUUCUAUUUCAUUUUCU
Molecule: messenger RNA, 2912 nt
Organism: Abrus precatorius (Indian licorice)
Lineage: Eukaryota; Viridiplantae; Streptophyta; Magnoliopsida; Fabales; Fabaceae
Product: sialyltransferase-like protein 1
Exons: 11
Coding region: 182-1633 (483 amino acids)
Biological process (GO): pollen germination; pollen tube growth
Molecular function (GO): sialyltransferase activity
Source: RefSeq, a predicted model, not a curated record